This is a messenger RNA of Manduca sexta (tobacco hornworm), 3618 nucleotides long. RefSeq names its product AN1-type zinc finger protein 6 (gene drn). Gene Ontology annotation, molecular function: DNA binding; zinc ion binding. The transcript has 3 exons. The record is from RefSeq and is a predicted model, not a curated record. The coding region runs from base 1609 to 2358 and encodes 249 amino acids. Lineage: Eukaryota; Metazoa; Arthropoda; Insecta; Lepidoptera; Sphingidae.
UUUCUUUAACUCGCUGCCGCCCGCCACCUCCGCCACCGCGCAACACCCAUGACGCCAUCUUCGCGCGCCGCUUUGCUCAAUUUUUUGCACAGUCACGCCCACUUGAUAUUGUAUAGUUAUAGCCGAGGACGAUGGAUCCGAUAACUUGUAUUCAUCCAUUGACAUUGUCACAACUAGGUGACACGUGGAAUGUUUAAAACAACGCGAGCAAAUAGUUUCUUCAGUUGGUGUAACAUUGACUCAUGCUUUCGUUCCUAGCGGAUGCGCUGCGGCGUAAAAAAUACACACUAAAAUAUUUUACUCGCGAUUAAUUAAUGUUUUGUUUAUCAUUUGUAUCUAAAUGCGCGGCUUUAGUGAUAUUGUUUUAUUUCUACGUUUUCAUAUCUUGCCGAUGAUGUAUGAUACAUUAUUUAUAUAAAUUCUAAAAUUCUUAGUAAUAUAAUAUCGUAGUUCCGUCGUUCGUAAAAUACUUUCUAUCUCUAUUUUCUUUACGUGGGUGUUGUGGAAAAAAAAUGUAUAACGAAUAAUUACUGAUUAGUCUAAAUCCAGAUAUUUGGACCAACAACAUCAUGUGCUUGAUUUUAUUUUAAACAAAAACAUCAUUAACAUGUCCAUAAUAAAGGUGGCGUUGUUUCGGAUACAAAUGCGUCACAGGUAAGCUUGUUCACAAAAUAUUGUAUCAUUUCGAUUUUCUUCUACGCAGCUUUAUUAUUGUCUACUUCCAAAUCUGUUUUGAAGAAUGAAUCAUUGAGGAACCUUAAUGUUAUCUAUAUACUGAAAGUUUUGUCGAGAAUCAAGAGAGAACAUAAAAAAUAUAAAGAAUAGUAAAGUGAUUCACUUAAGAAUGACGCGGGAACAGCUGCGACAUCCGUUGGAAGGAUUAAUGCGGUGCAACACAAAUAGCGCAUGCGGCGCGCUUCAUACAAAGCAAUUUGGUGACAACUCGUCCACAUGCACAACACGCCAUGUAAACCGCCGAGGGAACUCCAAACCAAUGCUACUAAUAACGAAACAAUACGCCGUGACGCGGCCGCUGAAGGACGCGCGCUAAUAAAUAGUGUAACAUUACAUGCAUAGUGCACACAGUUGCGUCACACGUCUCAUGGUAGUUACAUUGAAAAAUAUCAGAAAUAAACGCUAUUUGGAUAGCAGGUAAUGGCUCAUUUCAAUAUGAUUGGCAACGUGCAUGUGGGUCAAUGAAAUCAGAAUUCCAUUAUUACAAGUAAUUUGUGCCAUUACGGACUUCAUAGUUACUGGCGCAAAACAAAAACAUUUUUAAACACAUGUCACCUUGACGGGUGUGGAUACAGUGAAGAAAAUAUUAAAAACAUUCACGUCGAUUUUUGUUGUUCAUUAUAAUUUUAUAUAAAGCUGUUUUUAUCGUUGUCUUUUAUCUACGGUAUCAUUUAACAUGUAAUUUUUAUAUGCAUUUUAAACCCUCAAGUCAACGACUUGUGAUGGGGGGCACCUCUACUUCGUAACUGGUAUAUUUAAAUGUUGUGUAGUUUUGCUUUUGUAAAUUUAUUAUUUAGUGAAUUAAAAAAAAUAAUAAAUAAUUUAACGUUGCAGUCAAAAUGUCCCACUUAACACAAUUUAAAAACCUGAAUAAUGGAAAAUGACCCAAGCAAAAAAGAGUCGAAGGGGAAGAGGAUAUUCAAAAAGGCAAUACGGCGAAACAGUAAAUCUAAUAACAAUACCGGCCAAAAUUCUUCCCUGGAACAAGGCAUCAGUGUGUCGCGAUCAAAGAGCUUCGAAAAUAAACACAUGUCAAUCGACAUUAACGACAGCGCGCCGCUGCCGACGCCAGACGGAACGAAGGAGAAAAUUGACCAUGGUGCCACCGAGCAGAAGAUAAAAUUAGAUGACAAAACUCUAGAGCGCGGCUCGCCGGCCCAGGGCCGCGUCGACCAAGUGAAAGUGAAACGCGCAGCGCAAAUACAAAAGAACCGCGACCAGCCGCUCGCCGAAUCGCCCGCUUUUUCUAAAAAGACCGUCAAAUUGAACACGCCCACGGUCUCGAUUGCCGAGCAACCCUCCGAAACUGACAGAAGGAAAAACCUUAAACGGAAAUUGGAGGAAGAGAGCGGAGCGGGCACGAGCGGGGCGAGUACCGGCGCCUCCGACAACGACGCCGACGACAAAGAUCCCAGCAAGGACAAAAAGAAAAAGAACAGAUGUGCUGUUUGCCGCAAGAAGGUUGGACUUACAGGGUUCGAGUGUCGCUGCGGCGGGCUGUUCUGCGCCGUGCACCGGUACAGCGACAAGCACGAGUGUUCGUUCGACUACCGGGAGCUGGGCGCGCAGGAGAUCCGCCGCAACAACCCCGUCGUCGUCUCGCAGAAGAUCCACAAGAUAUGAGCCGAGCCCUACCGCCACCACCACAACACCAUACCCUUUAUGUUUACUAUAAAUAAAUAUUCGAUCGAGUUUGUGUUUCUUAUUUGCGUUCGGUGUCGCGCGGACUGGUGACGGCGCCGCUCUCCGGCCUCGUCCGUUUUCCAACUUGACUUAGAUUUAUUUUGUGAAUAGUGACUUACUGUAGUUUCGGAAAUGCAGACUCGAUCCGUCGUGUAAUUAGAUUUAUUUGUGGCGAAAGUUUUACUUUAAAUUUUUAUCAAAAAUUGUAGAUACGUUCGUUUUGGGUAGGAGUUCGGGUAUAUUUUUCGAGGUAAUGAGUAGAGUUUGAAUGAUGUCCGUUCACCUCCAUUGUAAAUAUUAGAUGUAAUUAAAUAUAGAAACAAAUCCUAUAUAUUGUAAAAAAUUAAAACUCCAAAAAAAGCUACAUUGUUAUGAUUCCGACGAAGAGCAUAGCGUGCUUAACACUACUGAAAUAACAAUCGUUAGCUGUGGCGGAGACGCGUGUGGGGGGUCGCGGGGGGUCGUGACGAGGCGGCCGGCGGCUGCACGUGUACAUAAGAGCGACGCGGCGCGCGGGCCCUCCGCCGAUUGACAUCAUCUUCAAAUGUUAGUGUAAUUACGGUUUGGGACGUCGUCGCUUUAUUCUGUCUAACAUUCGGCGUAAGUGGCAUAGUGUUAGCGAGAUUGUGGUGUGUAUCGGCAAGGAGCGAGCGGGACGGAGGCGCGUCGCCGGCGGGGCGGGAGGACCGCGGGCGUCACAGCCCUGCCCCUCCCGUCGACGUCCCGCUCCGGUCCCGCUCCGCUCUACGUGUGAAAAUUUUAAGUAAUCGUAUGGAUAGUUAUACAUAUUAUAAGUAGCCGACACUUUAUAUUAUUACACCUUAUAUAAGUAGAAAAGAAUUAUUUAGCUUUUUUCUUUUAAUCACAAUAUUAUUCAAAAUUGUAAGUUGUAUUAUGUAACGUUGUUCAUUUAGCGGUGAGUUGAAGCCCGACAGGAGUCUGUAGUCUGUCUGUACUGCUGCGAUGUUUCGCUUCGGUCGUCAGUCGUUGUCCACGUUAUCACGUUAGACUAACUGAUUGGUUUGGACUUAAUUAUUUAAUGACUUUUGUUGUAUAUUUUGUUAGGUCAUUGAUUAAUUUUGGUCUUUUGCUUGAACAUAAUCAGAUAAAGAUGAUGUUAAUAAUGAAUGAUUUUUCUUCUAUCUUGCUGUUUUAAUUUAGUUAUUCUUCUAUUAAAGUCAUUAAAUUUUCAGAAACAUA